Messenger RNA from Amblyraja radiata (thorny skate), 942 nucleotides. It is a transcript of the gene flad1, whose product is annotated as flavin adenine dinucleotide synthetase 1. Gene Ontology annotation, molecular function: FMN adenylyltransferase activity. Bases 267 to 698 code for a protein of 143 amino acids. The transcript is spliced from 5 exons. NCBI's taxonomy places the organism in Eukaryota, Metazoa, Chordata, Chondrichthyes, Rajiformes, Rajidae. Gene Ontology annotation, biological process: FAD biosynthetic process. The record is from RefSeq and is a predicted model, not a curated record.
GGUGGGUUCACCAGCUCGUCGACUGACUGACUUUUCCGUGACUUGCUGCAGAAUCUCGGCUGGGGCAGAAGGUGGCGGCAGCUCUGACUGUGGUGGAGGAGGCUCUGGCUAAGUACGGUCUCCCCGAGCUCUGCGUGGGAUUCAACGGGGGAAAGGACUGCACCGUCCUUGUCCAUCUCUUCCACGCCGCCGUCAGCAGGGCAAACCCAGACACCAGCCAUCAACUGCAGGCUCUAUAUGUACGCCUCGUUUCCCCCUUCCCUGAAAUGGAGGACUUCAUCCAGGAGACCUGCAAGAGGUACAAUCUCCAGCUCUACACGGUGUGUGGGACCAUCAAGGAGGCGCUGACGGACCUGAAAGAGCAGCAGCCCGGCAUCAAGGCGGUUCUGAUGGGGACCAGGCGCACGGACCCGUACUCCCGCACGCUCAACCCCAUGUGCUCCACUGACCCCGGCUGGCCCGACUACAUGAGGGUGAACCCUCUCCUGGACUGGAGCUACCAUGAUAUCUGGGAGUUUCUGCGUACUCUCUACAUCCCGUACUGUGUCCUUUACGACAGAGGGUACACAUCUCUGGGGAGUAUGGAGAACACAACAAAGAAUCCAACCCUGCGCUAUGUGACGGACCUGGGCGUGGAGCGUUACUGGCCCGCCUACCACCUGCAGGAGGAGGCUGAGGAGAGGUCCUCGCGAACCUGAGCCCAUCCGCGGGACCCUGACUGAGCUCUUAACCCCACUAUCCCACCCCAUAUCCUCUGACCCCUCCCACCCUAACCUCUGACUCCCAAACUCUGACCCCUCCAACCCUAACCUCUGACUCCCACCCCCUAACCUCUGACAACCCACCCCUCCCCCUGAACUGACCCAACUUCAAACAACCUUUCCCCACCCCCACCCCUCAGACUGGGUUUGUUCCUCUGCCCGGACCCUGUCCCCCUCACCC